Molecule: messenger RNA, 993 nt
Organism: Symsagittifera roscoffensis
Lineage: Eukaryota; Metazoa; Xenacoelomorpha; Acoela; Convolutidae
Product: coatomer subunit zeta-1-like
Exons: 3
Coding region: 18-620 (200 amino acids)
Biological process (GO): intra-Golgi vesicle-mediated transport; retrograde vesicle-mediated transport, Golgi to endoplasmic reticulum; intracellular protein transport
Cellular component (GO): COPI vesicle coat
Source: RefSeq, a predicted model, not a curated record
AAAUUUCAGAUUCGAUCAUGCAUCUGUCUGCUUUGGAACCCAAAAUGGAGAUGAUCAAAGCCAUCCUCAUCCUGGACAAUGACGGCAAAAGACUAUAUGCCAAGUACUACGACCACAACCUCGCGUACGGAAUCUCGGGAGCACCUCUUCCUCCCACGCUGGGGGGAAUUUCUAACCCCCCUCAGGGGGAGUUUGAGAGAAAAUUGUUCCAGAAAACUUACAAAGCCAACUCUGAAAUAGUGAUGUUGGACAAUAACACUAUUGUCUACAGAAGUACUGUCGAUGUGUUCUUCUACGUGAUUGGAAGCAGCGACGAGAACGAACUCAUUCUGUCGAAUGUCCUCAAUUGUCUGUACGACAGCGUAGGUGCAAUAAUGAAGAUAGUGGAGAGAAGUUCAAUUAUGUCCAACCUCUCGUCAGUCAUUCAGAUCAUAGACGAAAUUUGUGACUCAGGAAUAGUCCUCGAGUGCGACCACACCCUAGUGCUAUCCAGAACUGCAAUCAAGGGCGCGGCUGCCGGCGGUGAAGGGGCUCCAGGGGAUCUUCUGGCGGGAGACCAGACUGUUAGCCAGGUGCUGUCAAAUGCAAAAGAACAGCUCAAAUGGUCCCUGCUUCGAUGAGCCGAAAUAACUGGACUAUAAAUAAUGUAAAUUAAUCAUAUCUGAAGAGUUGUUUUUCAUAGUGUUCGGCUCCGUUGAGAGUGGUUAUGUGACUCAUUGGUAUCUGUGAUUUACCUACCAUAAAGGUCAAUUAAAAUAAAAACUGAUUAGUAGAAUCAUGUUUCACUCGAGCAAAUUAAAUCCGAAACAAUUGAUCGCAAAACUAUGAGCCACUUUAUCAUGUGAUAUUAUGUUAUAGAUGGGUUAAUAAAUUUGGCAAUUAAAUUUUUUAUAUUGCCUUGAUUUGUAAAUGUCACUGGGGCUAAUUAUAUUGAAGGUGUUAUAAAUCGUAGCUAAUAAUUUGAAAGUUUUCAGGAACAGCUUUUCAAUAAUU